AUGCACUGGCCUGAAUUACAUGCUCUCUUUGGAGCAAAGACCGGUAACGCUACCAGUCAGAUCAGACGACAAAAUGUGAUCAACAAUCCCCAUGUUGUAGAUUGGUUUUUCACACAAAGAUUAGAAAGCUUUGUGAAACACUGGCUUUAUGAUACACUUGGUGCAAAAUGGCACUGGUUUCGAUAUGAAUAUCAAGGUAGAGGUAGUAUUCAUUGCCAUGGUACUGCUAAACUAAAUAAUGACCCAGGUUUGUGUCAACUUACUCAGACUGCUCUAAAAGGAUUCUUAGCUCAAAAAUUUAAAGAUGAAAAUGAUUGUUCUGACACAACUGAGCUAGACCAUGAUAUUGAAGAUGGUCAGAAAGCAGCUGACACAGUAUGUCAGUAUGUUGAUUGGUUACUAUCAACCGUCAAUCCUAAUCCACCAGAUGAGGACAUGUGGAUAAGACCUGAGGUUCAUCCAUGUCAAAGAAAUCAUCAUGACAUUCCUGAGCAUGAAAAACAAUCAGAUUAUGUAGAUCUAUUAAACAUGGUUCAACGACACACUCGUUGUAGUACAAGUUAUUGUCUUAGAAGGAAGUCAAAUGAAACAGAGUUGAAAUGUAGAUUUCAUUUCCCUUUUGAUAUUUGUCCUAAGACAAAAUUAGAAUUUGAAAAAAUUCACACUUCAGGUGAUAAUGAGCAUUAUCGAGCUAAAAUUGUGACUAAACGAAAUGACUCUAGAUUAAAUAACCAUCAACAACUUCAGCUCCAAGGAUGGAGAGCUAACUGUGAUAUCCAAGUUGUUAUUGAUCACUAUGCUUGUGUUGAAUAUCUCACAAAAUAUGCAGCUAAAGGUGAGCCAAGAUCACCUAUAUUGAAACAAGCAUUCAAUUCUAUUGUCCAAAAUGUUGACAGUAAUACUAACCCUCAUAGAGUUAUUAAGAAGAUAGUUAUGAAAUCUCUUGGUGAAAGAGAUUAUGCAGCUCAAGAAACCAUGCAUCAUUUGUUGUCUUUAAAACUCCACAGCUCAUCCUUUAAAGUGAUGCCAGUUAGUCUAAAUGGUUCACGUAGAGUGCGUGAUAGUGUAAGUAUUGACGAGGGUGAAUCGUGCACCGAUUAUUCACUUCUUGAUGUGUACGCUAAUCGUGAACAAUAUGACAGUUCUCAAAAUAUAAUAAAUAUGAACUUUGUUCAAUUUGCUACAACAUACAGAGUUGCUAACAAUGAACUGACAAAAUUGCCAGAGAAUAUUAUACCACGAAUAUUUCCAACAUAUUCUCCUAAUCCCAAAGGUCCAAAUUUUAGCCUAUAUUGUAAAUAUCAACUUUUGAGAUAUAAACCAUGGAGAACAACCCAAAAUAAUGCAUGGGGUGACCAAGAACCAACUGACGAGGUUCUGAUCAAUUGUUGGCAUGACUUUUUACAAACACCUUAUGGGCAGUCUAAUGUCCCUGACUGGUUUGAUAAAUUACAACGUGUCAUUCAAAGUCAAGAACCAGAAGAUGAACCUUCUGAAGAACAGGAGACAACUCGAGAAGAGUGGAUGAUAUUAUCAGACCUCAACACUCCUUUUGAAAACUCUGAACAAACACCAGAAUCCACAUAUGACUGGCAUCUCGACAGAGCCAAUUAUUCAGAACAACAAAUCCAAGAAAUGCCGACAUGGAUAAAAACAAACAAAGAGGAAUACACUAUUGAUGAGCAAUAUGAUGUUGUUGACAUCAACAGUUUUAGUGAAAUGCAAAAACUUGCUUAUGACAUUGUUAAGUCUCAUUUUGAUGAUACAUCAUCCGAGAAAGAACCACUAUGUCUCAUUAUAAAUGGCGUUGCAGGAACUGGUAAAAGUUACCUUAUUAAUGCCAUUAGAAAUCUUUUGCAAAGUAAAUGUGCUGUUGCUGCUACCACAGGUAAAGCAGCUUAUAACAUUAGAGGUGUAACUGUGCAUUCUCUGUUAAAGUUACCUAUAGGAUCAAGAGGUAAUAAAGACCUAACAGGACGAAGCUUGUGUAGGUUACAAGAGAGUGUUAAUAACAUUGGAUACAUCAUUAUUGAUGAAUACUCCAUGCUUGGCCAAGUUACUUUUGGUUGGAUAGACAAGCGUUGCAAACAAGCGAGUGGUUCUAAUGACAAAGUAUUUGGAGGAAAAUCAUUGAUUUUAACUGGUGAUCCAGGUCAAUUGCCACCAGUAGCAGAUAAACCUCUUUACCAUGCUAAACCAUCAAACGCUGUUGGUGAACAAGGUUAUCAAGCAUAUCAUAUGUUUCACAAAGUUGUUAAACUCACUGUAAAUCAACGUGUGCAAGGUAUGACAUCUGAGCAAGUACAGUUCAGAGAUUUGUUAUUACGACUUCGCAAAGGUGACUCAACAGUUGAUGACUGGAAGUUACUUCUGACACGUCAACCAUCAAAUGUCACUAAUUUAUGUGACUUUGAAGAUUCUACUAGACUCUUUUAUAGUAAUGAACAAGUUGGCAAUUACAACCAUGAGCAGCUAACAAAACUUGAGCAUCCAGUUGCUCAUAUUAAUGCUCGCCAUUCAUCAGCAUUGGCCAAAAAGAUAUCCUCAGAUGAUAUGUCUGGGUUAGAACCUGUUGUGUUUCUGGCAAAGGGUGCUAGGGUCAUGUUAACCAUGAAUUUGUGGUCAAGUGUUGGCCUCUGCAAUGGGGCUACUGGAACAGUUGUUGACAUUAUCUAUCAGAACAACCAUCAACCACCUGACCUACCUAUUGCAGUAAUAGUACAAUUUGAAAACUAUAGAGGACCUGUAUUUAUUGAAAACCAACCAUGGUGUAUCCCAAUAUGUCCAAUCACUGUCACAUCACAGACAGAAAUAGGUUUCCAUGAGAGGCAACAGUUACCUCUUAGGCUUGCUUGGGCUCUAACAAUACACAAGAGCCAAGGACUUACACUUCCAAAAGCAUGGAUAGAUAUUGGCAAAUCUGAAAGAACUGCUGGAGUUUCUUAUGUUGCUAUUAGCAGAGUAAAAUCACUUGCAUCUUGUGUCAUUGAACCAAUGACAUAUGAACGGUUAACAAGGUUGAAAUCAUCAGCUAAUCUACAAUAUAGACUUGAAGAAGAAAACAGGCUAGAUCAAUUAGCACAUACUACAAACAGCUGUGCAUAUAGAUAA
This is a messenger RNA of Paramuricea clavata, 3111 nucleotides long. Lineage: Eukaryota; Metazoa; Cnidaria; Anthozoa; Malacalcyonacea; Plexauridae. The record is from the annotation of a GenBank genome assembly.